AUGGCAACAUUCCUGAACGAGCAGCUGGAUCUCAUCACGUCAUGGUGUGAAACAUCAUCUCUGUGGUCCCUGAUUGGGACUGCAGUCAUUUUAGUUGGAGUAUGUGCCGCAGUGCGACGUUGGCUUGAACGCUCUUCAGCUCCAACAUUAUCCAAUCUCGAAGAUGAAACGGAUAUUAAGAAUCCGACAAUUAAACCAUUAAUGGACUUUGAUUGGCAAAAUACUGAACCAUUACAACUUCGUUCGUUCCAAGGAAAACAUAAAUACAACCUGACUAUGGUUAGCACAAGCCUUUUACAUGAUCAACAGUGUUGUGCUAACGCCCCCCAAGCAAUCGAGAACCUAGAUCCGUCCGAGAUGAUACCCAUGGAUAAGACAUACAAAGACAGACUAGCACUUCGUCAGAAGAUCUUGAAAGAGCAUCACGAUAUAGCAGUAGCAGUCAACGAAUCCGCAACAGCAGACCCUCGCACCGACAGCGCUGUCAGCGAGCUUUAUUUGUUUAUACUAGGGAAAUACCUUCCAGGCCGCUAUCCAAGCAUGUUCAAACUACAUCCAAGCACGAAAGAAAAACCAGAACACUUCGAGAACCUCGUCACCGGCGCAUCUUGGCCGAUAAAAGUUAGUGCUGAGAUGUCCACGAUCCAUGCACUGGAGAUCCUGGCACAGACCGUGGAUGAAGAGUUCUUAAUUCUUCUUCCUGAUUUAUCUUCUCCCAAUCAGCCAAAGUAUAUACUUCAGGCAUACGCUACAUGUUUUCCGUCUGGAUUUAACACGCGUCAGAAGCUUGGUCUUCGUCUUGCAGAUAUUCAUGGCCCCGUACCUAAGUAUGCAGAGAAACUUGAACGUAGUAUGGAUCGUUUUUUCGCGAAGAUUGAAGUUGGGAGGGUUGUGAAGAGGGUCAACUGGAGUAUCAAUACUGAGGGAACGGGACUGUUCCAUGCAUUUGAUUCGGAGAAGGAAGUGCAAACUAUAAAGCCGGGUGAAUUGAAUGUUAAUCAGACAUUCUUGCGUUCUGAGCGCCAAACUCUUCACCGAUUACCGCAUUCCAAGGCGCUUAUUUUUGCUUUCCAUACAUAUCUCUACCCUUUACAGGAAAUCAAGGACGAAGGACUAGGAGAGGAGCUUGCUGUGGCGAUUGAAGGUCUGAACAAAGGCAAUGUACCGGGCAUUUACGAGUAUAAGGAUGGGGACUACUGGGGAGAGGCUACCAAGCACUUUUUACGAUCUUAG
Messenger RNA from Penicillium angulare, 1233 nucleotides. RefSeq names its product heme-dependent oxidative N-demethylase family protein. Bases 1 to 1233 code for a protein of 410 amino acids. The transcript has 3 exons. Lineage: Eukaryota; Fungi; Ascomycota; Eurotiomycetes; Eurotiales; Aspergillaceae. The record is from RefSeq and is a predicted model, not a curated record.